AUGGUUGUUUUGAAGCAAAAUCUGUUAUAUUUCCUCAAAACCCUAUCACCUCCCUCGCUCAAUUUUCAUCCAAAACCCUCGUCAACUCCUCCUACUCUUUACCGGUUUAUCCCCUGCCUCCGAUCUCACAAAUCCGCUUCGAAAUCCGGCUGUUCUACCGUAGUACCAAUGUCAUCGUCGGCGACGAUAAAGUUGCCGGCGCCGCCGCUUAUAGAAGAUGGCCAAGGUAGCAGAUUCUGGAUCAAGUUCAGAAAGGAGUGGACACAAGCUCUGUAUACCCCAUUUAUGGUCUGUUUGGCUGCCGGAAAUCUGAAACUCGACUCAUUUCGCCAUUAUAUCGCGCAGGAUGUUCAUUUCCUUCGGGCCUUUGCGAAAGCGUAUGAAAUGGCUGAGGAAUUUGCUGAUGACGAUGAUGCAAAAGUUGGAAUUUAUGAACUGAGGAAAAGUGUUCUUGAAGAGCUGAAAAUGCAUGAUUCAUUUGUGCAAGAGUGGGGUUUUGAGUUGCCUAAAGAAAAUACUCCAAAUGCUGCAACAGUUAAGUAUACUGAUUUUUUACUGGCGACAGCAUCAGGAAAGGUUGAAGGAGUAAAAGCUCUGGGUAAACUAGAUACUCCAUUUGAAAAAACAAAAUUGGCAGCAUAUACUCUUGGUGCUCUGACACCUUGUAUGAGGCUUUAUGCCUUCUUGGGGAAGGAGUUGCAGGCGUUUCUUGACCCUGUUGCAGGCAUUCAUCCAUAUAAAAAAUGGAUCGAAAAUUAUUCAUCUGAUUUUUUUCAGGCAUCAGCUUUGCGAACGGAGGAUCUGCUGGACAAGUUGAGUGUUUCUUUAACUGGAGAGGAACUUGAUGUUAUUGAAAAGCUCUAUAAUCAAGCUAUGAAACUGGAAAUUAAUCUUUUCCUUGCCCAGCCACUUGCUCAGAAAACCGUUGUUCCUCUAUGCAAAGAGCACAAUCCAGGGGAACAUUGUCUCAUGUUGUUUUCUGAUUUUGAUUUGACAUGCACUGUUGUGGAUUCAUCUGCUAUCCUGGCCGAAAUAGCAAUUCUAACAGCCCCAAAAUCUGAUCAAAGUCAAUCAGCAAAUCAACUUGUUCAAAAGUCGUCCAUUGAUCUAAGAAGCACAUGGGCAGAACUUUCUAAGCAGUAUACUGAAGAGUAUGAGCAGUGCAUAGAAAGUGUCUUGCUUCCCAGAGAAGGAGUAAAUUUUGAUUAUGAAGGGCUCCGUGGAGCACUUCAGCAACUUUCGGAUUUUGAGAAGAAGGCAAAUUUGAGGGUGAUUGAUUCUGGAGUACUGAAGGGUCUGAAUCUUGAUGAUAUAAAGCGAGCUGGAGAGCGCCUCAUUCUCCAAGAUGGCUGUAAAGAUUUCUUCUCGAGUGCUGUUGGGAAUGAAAACUUGAACACAAACAUCCAUGUCCUAUCCUAUUGUUGGUGUGGUGAUCUCAUCAGAUCUGCCUUUUCCUCAGGUGGUUUAGACACUGUGAACGUUCAUGCGAAUGAGUUCGUCUAUGAAAACUCUCUAUCCACGGGCGAAAUUGUGAAGAAGGUCGAGUCUCCAAUCGACAAAGUUGAAGCUUUUGCUGACAUCUUAAACAAGACGGGCAAGGAUUGGAAGAUUCUGAGCUUAUAUAUUGGCGAUUCAGUCGGUGACUUACUAUGCUUGCUUGAGGCCGACAUUGGUAUCGUGAUAGGCUCGAGCUCGAGUCUCAGAAGAGUGGGAAGUCAUUUUGGCGUUUCUUUUGUUCCUCUGUUCCCAGGUUUGAUUGAGAAACAGAAACAAUUCACUGAUGAGGGUAGUGUUUCUAGUUGGAAGGGUCGCUCGGGAGUCUUAUAUACAGUCUCUUGCUGGGCUGAGAUUCGUGCUUUUAUUCUCGGGUCAUAG
Messenger RNA from Striga hermonthica, 1875 nucleotides. NCBI's taxonomy places the organism in Eukaryota, Viridiplantae, Streptophyta, Magnoliopsida, Lamiales, Orobanchaceae. The record is from the annotation of a GenBank genome assembly.